AUGGGCGGCGAACCCACCUCACUACCAACUCCCCCAAGCACUGGUCACCGCGCCAAAGAAAACCGUGCUCCGAGGUGGCAUGUUAACUGGUCCCCCCAGAACCAAUACCGCACAUUCACCAAUGACGACCUCCUUACCACCAGCGCGUCGAAGAGCACACCCUCUAAAUCAAUCCUAAAAAAACCUACCGAACUCCUCCUUCCCCUCAUCGACGCGUCCCAGCGAGAGUCCACUCCUGAACCGUCUCGUCCCGAAACCGACCCAAACUACCUUUCGUCAGCAGUGCAAACGCUCGCCGACUCCGACGCGAGUCUCGACGACCUAAUUCGAGCAUAUUCUGUCCUCACUGCCCGGCUUCGUGCCCACAUCACCUUCAACUCGGACACCAAAUGCGCACUUCUUUCGCCUCUCCGAAAGCAUCGCACCGCGGUUACUGAGGCCAUUAUCCGUGACUUGGCGCGUUGCGCAGUGGACCCAGAUACAAUGGAGAUGUCCGCUGAGGACAUUGAAGAGGAAGAGCAUAUCAAGGAGCAACGGCAACCAUUGCAUUUACCCUCGCCCAAGAGCAGCCCGAAGAAGAAGAGGGGAACAACAGCCAAGAAGGCCAGAUACGGCAGAGACCUUUGCACAACAUGUCACUCUGCCUUGAAGCUUCUCGCCGUCGUGUUCACCCUCCCUGCCGUGUUCAAUAUCUUCAACAACGCCGAGUUGAGUGCUAUUCUUACGGAAGUUUUGGGCAUCCCUCUCGCCGACCAACUCCCCACACCAAACUCGCGCAAGACGUAUGCGCUUUCCAUUUGGUUGUUGCAAACCCAACGACUUCCUCCCUCUGUCUUGGACGGCGCAGCUGAUCGGAUCGCACAUGCAAUAGGACGAGGAAUUGACGGUGAACUAGGCAAAGAGGGAAAGAAGGGAUCAGCUAGUGACGGUUUGAAGGCCAUCCAUGACCUCUGUGUUUAUCAGCCAGCGAUAUUUGUGCCGAAAUUCGAGCCGUUACUGCCAUCCAUGCUGACCAACCUUCUCGCUUCCACCCUUUCCCUUCGGACUCAAGCCUGCCAUGCACUUGGAGGUUUCGCUCGUGGCCUUACCACACUACCGGUCUCCUCUCUCCAAUCCCGCAUCUCCGCCGCCGUUGUGGCACACUUAACAGCACCUCCUCCGCCGUCAAAGUCCCCCACCAAGUCCAAUGAAGCGGCAAUUGUACGGACUUUGCGUAUAACGCUUGCUGCUACGGAGGUCCAAAACGUAGCUCAAGGUCCUGUCUGGGCACUGACAACGAUUGCGGCUCUACUUGUUCUAGCGAACUCUGAAGCUUACGCUCAUGAUGGUGCACGCAAAGUUUUCUGCGCAUUGCUUCCGCUUGCAGUCAAGCACAAGAAGAGUUCUAUCCGGACUCUUGCUUGUACCGUUUGGCGAUGCGCUACAUGGGCCUAUUGCCAACCUCUUUUGCCUGAAAGUGACGAUUUCGAGCCUGAAAAUAAAGGAGGGCGAAGGAAGCUUGCGAAGAUUGAAGAAAGCCGCAUGGAGCUUUGGACGAGACUCCUCCAGGGUAUGGUAGACAUGGGUGUCGGCAUUUCGACCAUUGCUGCUUUGCUUGCCGAAACUGAACACGACAUGGAAGAAAAUAUCGGCCUUGCUGCUGGCAUUUUGAAGUCCAUGACGAUCCCUGGCAAGAAUAAUCACCUCCCAGACGCAAUUGACAUUCUUGCUCGGAUGGUGUCAUACGAAGCACGCGAAAUGCCUUGGUCUUGGGAUAAACUCCUUCCUCGGGGUUUACUUUCGGCUUCGCCAGGGUUGUUGACGGCAGAGUACACCUCUCUUGAAGCACCAGUUCGAACGGUGCUCGCUCAAUGUCCCGCUGUCGAUGAUGUUCGUCCGCUGGACCGCGAGGAGCUUGCGCAAAGCGGCACAUUUGACAAACUCUUGGGUGUGUGGAAAGAGUGUAUCGCGUGCAUCGGUCUGCGAGACGAUGAACCGGUUCUGCCCAACAUUGUCCACAUCUGGCAUCAGCUAUUGAAGAUACACAUUUCGGCUGCAAAAGAGAAGGACGAUUCGGACACAAAUGAUUGCGCUGUCUUUGCGGUUGAAGCACUUGUGGAAAUCUUGGACGACCACAACAUCGACCUCACCAUGAAGCAUCGACAAGUCCCCUGCACCGAUGGUCCAGAGCCUAAAAACGACAUGUCAAAUGCUGCAUUGAAGAUUAGACUCUUGCGCGCGUUGUGGGGAGCUACUCGUCAAGCGUUUGGUGCAUCGCAACUCGCGGGAGCCGCAGAAAAGCUACUCUUCACUCUAAUGCAGGGCGAGGAUGAGUUUACUGAUUGCGGAGAUGUGUCGCGGACCGAGUGGGCCACAUUCUGUGCUGAAGUUUCGAUUGUUUGCGAUCCGGACGUCAUACUUCAGUUUUGGAAGUAUGACGGGGCGGACAACAGCAAAUGGGAGUGGACUCGGGAGAUUCGGAGGACUGUUUGGCGAUGCUUCGCCACGCUAUGGAAGGAAGACAAGGAUGGAACUUGGCCAGCUAUCAAUUAUUUACUGGCGGUCCCGUUCAGCACUCAACAAGAUUGUGACCUGGAAGGAGCAGACUUGGAUCUCUGGGAAGCGCUACUUGAACGGGGCAUCGACAAAGCGCUUGAUUAUGGAUUCGAUGUCAUUGCGGUUCUUGAUCACGCAGCGUCGACCCUGGCCAGAGAUCGCAGUCCAACUGCAAGCGGUGCUGCCCGUGUCGCAGAUGUCUUGUUGUCGCGUCUUAUUCGUGAUGAUGAGUUCAGGGAACUGCCCGACUCGCUUUUCGAAUUGGUUAACGACAUCCUUAAGUCGUGCUAUCCACCCGAAAGACGUAUCCGGCAACAAACACUUUGGACGAUUCGAACGGUUAGCCGUACGAUCGAGUUUUGCCCGAUUGAAUAUGUUGUGGACAUGCUCCGUUCACUUCAAGGUGGUUUGUGCAUGUGGCUGUCGGAUGAGCAGCAGGCCCUCAGUAACGAAGAUUAUGUCUACGACAUGGUCAACAUUUAUGAGGUGUUCCUCUUGAAAAUCAGGACACUUCCCAGAGAACUCGAUGUACUUGCUUCAACUGCAACUAUCUUUGUUGCUCCCUUCACUGGGAGGGAGAAGCACGCAACAGGUGUUGGCGCCGCCUUCCUCGACUUCUGGAAGGAGACGUAUGCUUCAGAUUUUCCAGAGCCAGACCAAUGGCCAGAGGAAAUCGAGGAGUGUCUGGCGGCUGUUGGGCUUACGUCCCGUCCCGCUACUCCAGCUCGUUCUGUUUCACCGACCCCUGCCACACCCUCGUCCAGAUUUUCCGAUAUUUCUACACCCCCUCGUCCUCGCAAGCUCCCUUCUACUAUCCACGAUUCACCCGAAUCACCUGUCCGCGUGUCUUAUUCUCUCAGUUCUCCUUCAACACCCAAACGUACACCACUUCGCAGCGUUCCUGGCUCUCAGACCUCCCCACACAAACGCCGACGACUCGACCAAGGCGACAAGGAGAACGAGUCGCCUGUCUUUGUUGCCUCGUUCAUGGAUCGUUUGAGCUCUAAAAAAUCGAUGCCGUCUGGUGGUGAAGACCGCUCUCAUAAACGGAGAAGACUGUUGGAUGGUAGUGUUGAGCCCGUGGGGAUUUUGAUGACGCCUCGUUCUCUCUUUGGUAACGAAGAUGAAGAAGAAGAGCGGGUGGUGGCGGCGAGCCUGGUUCGGCAAGAGCAAGGCCAAGACCUGCAGUCAAGCUCGCGAAGCAAUAAACGCAAGAGAGCGGUCAUGGAAGUCGUCAUUGUGCCUCCAAAAUCGUCAUCUUCGACUUAUAAUCGGGCAAGGCAAAAUAAUUUGGACGUGGAGGUCCGUUCUACGGCUAAGGUUGUGCGGAGAGGCCCCUCCUUCUCCAGGAAACGGAGUCGAGAGGACUUCGAUGAUUCCUCUUCGGACGAUCCAUUCAGUGAUAAUCCUCACACAAAAUCUUCAUCAGACGACGACCCGUACCUUGGUCAAGUAACACCUUCCCAUGUCGUUUCGCCCGUGAUUCGGCGGAAAAGACAGGACGAUCCACCGAGUAGCGACGACUCGGUGUCCUCUGGAAGCCCAGUCAAGGGUAUGGUCGCCCGUCGUCUGCAGCGUGUGGGGUCUAAUGGGCGUGUCGGGGUUUGCUAA
Messenger RNA from Mycena indigotica, 4146 nucleotides. RefSeq lists its product as uncharacterized. NCBI's taxonomy places the organism in Eukaryota, Fungi, Basidiomycota, Agaricomycetes, Agaricales, Mycenaceae. The record is from RefSeq and is a predicted model, not a curated record. The transcript has 8 exons. Bases 1 to 4146 code for a protein of 1381 amino acids.